Messenger RNA from Triticum dicoccoides, 778 nucleotides. RefSeq names its product putative peptidyl-tRNA hydrolase PTRHD1. The transcript is spliced from 2 exons. Gene Ontology annotation, molecular function: peptidyl-tRNA hydrolase activity. The coding region runs from base 22 to 567 and encodes 181 amino acids. The record is from RefSeq and is a predicted model, not a curated record. Lineage: Eukaryota; Viridiplantae; Streptophyta; Magnoliopsida; Poales; Poaceae.
ACAAGCAGAAAAGUGACGACCAUGUUGUCCCUCCUGCCGUCCCCCGUAGCCAGCACGCUCCCAGGCGCCGCCUACCUCCUCCCCAGCCUCACCAGGAUUCCCAUCCUCCGAACCCCACCGCGAGCCAGCAUGAGCGCGGCCGCCUCCACGCCGGACGCAGUUCCGUCUCCCGCCGCCUCCGCUGUCGGCGAGGAACCGAGGAAGGUGGCCGAGGACGUGGUGGUGCAGUACGUGGUGCUGCGGCGCGACCUGGCGGACGCGUGGCCCCUGGGGAGCGUGGUGGCGCAGGGGUGCCACGCCGCCGUGGCUGCCGUCUGGGCGCAUCGCGACCACCCGGACACCGCCGCCUACUGCGCGCCCGGCAACCUCGACAGCAUGCACAAGGUAACAUUGGAGGUGAAAGGGGAGACACAGCUGAAGAACUUGGCUGAGAAACUGGAAGCAGCUGGUGUACGGCACAAGCUGUGGAUAGAGCAGCCCGAGAACAUCCCGACUUGCAUAGCCACAGCACCCUGCCCAAAGUCGCAGGUAGCUUCGUUCUUUAGGAAGCUAAAGCUUUGCAAAUGACUGAAGAGUAAUACCUAUCCAGGUUGCUGGUCUUGGUUGUCAUGGGAUGACAUUAGUAGCUUUGCUGCAUUGAGGUCACACAUUUUAGUCCCAUGUUAUUGGUGAUACCUGUUUCAGUCUUUCAUCAACUGAUUGUUCCUGUUUAAGAAAUGGAUGUACUUGUAUUGGCAUGACAAAUAAUAGUGAAUCGAUAAGUUUUGUGUUGGAUCCA